AUGGGCGAAGCCUCGCUGUCCCUAAUCCUCAGCUCCAAGGCUGCAUUCGCGCGAGACAUCCCCUCCAACGUGGCCGCCUUCUACGUGCACGCCAAAAACGCCGGGACCUGCUCUGGCUCGGACCUCCUGCAGGGCGGGUUCCACGACACCGACGACGGACCGACCUCCUACGGCUACUGCAAUCGCUACAUGGGCGACACUGGUUUCUACCUGAAAGGCCCCAACAAAGAGCUCGUGAACAUGGACAUCGACUGCGACGGGGAACAAACCUCCGGCGACGGGCGCUGCGGCAGCUCCGAGGACACGCAGGGUCAGACAGCGUUCCAGGAGGAAGUAUCUCAGUACGGGAUCAGCGACCUGAACGCGUAUAUCCACCCGUAUGUGGUGCUAGGGAACGAAGGCAACUACGACCCCACGUUUGACCCUCGCGAGCACGGCGUCGAGCCGCUGAGUAUCGUGGCGGUGGUGUGCAAUGGCAAGCUGGUGUAUGGGAUCUGGGGCGAUACGAACGGCGACGAUGGCAAGCCAUUGGUGGGGGAGGCGAGUCUGGCGACGGCGACGGCGUGCUUUGGCGAGGAGAUGAAUGGCGACAAUGGCCAUGACGAGAAGGAUGUGUUGUAUAUUGCGUUUUCAGGCAAGGAGGCGGUCCCCGGGGAUAAGGCGAAGUGGGACGCCGAGAGCUACGACGAGUUCGAGGAGAGUAUUGCGGAGUUGGGCGAUAAGUUGGUCGCGGGGUUGGGGAAGGGCAUGGUUUCGGGGUUCCAUUCGAACGCGACGUCUGCGCGGAUGCGUCGGUUUCAUGUCUAG
Messenger RNA from Aspergillus steynii IBT 23096, 807 nucleotides. RefSeq names its product glycoside hydrolase family 75 protein. Lineage: Eukaryota; Fungi; Ascomycota; Eurotiomycetes; Eurotiales; Aspergillaceae. Bases 1 to 807 code for a protein of 268 amino acids. Gene Ontology annotation, molecular function: chitosanase activity. The record is from RefSeq and is a predicted model, not a curated record. The transcript has 2 exons.